GGCAUGACGCAUGACGAAGCCUCUCUUGGCCCAGCAACACGCAUGCACUGUAACCAUAGAAACAGACCAUACUGUUAAUUAUUAUCGUUGUUCUAUACUGUGCUGUAUGUAGCCUGUCGCUAGCUGGUUAGACAUUUUGUGGGGGAAUUUGUCGUUGAUGCCACAAGUUAUGGUUGUACGAGUAGAAGAAGUUGCUGCAUCGCUUGUGCGGGAAUUUCUCAGUCGGAAGGGACUCAAGAGAACGAUUGCCUGCAUGGAUGAAGAGCAUCCCCGUACAGAUGCCAGCAUCAACAAUAGAUCCGAUCUGCGACAAAUUCUUCAUUUGGAAGGUCUAUAUAAAAACAACAAGGCCCAAGACUGUCCCCUGAAAUCAAUGUUGGAAAUCAUUGUAAGACAUCACAUUGAAGGACAUAAAGAGGACAGGCCAGGCUUCAACAGUGAUGUCAUCCAGACUGUAUCAACUACACAGAAGUUGGUGACAAAGUCUCCAAUAUUGACACCAACAGUGUAUGACCACAGCAGGGCAGAAGAGAACAUGACUGGAUUUAUUUUCAACAAAACUGACAUGUCAAGGUCACUUUCAGAGGUUCUCUGUCCACCUCAUGGUACAUUAUCAUCAUUUGAAGUGUCAGAUACUCCCCAGAGAAGUUUCUGGAGCCAUAGCCUUUCCUCUGAGGGCCAGCAGGACCGACAGCCUGCACCCUCCUUCCUAGACAAUGACAGCGCCACUAAAAGGGAGUCCUUUUCAGACAAAAACACGGUCGUCACCACAGAGAGUACUCAUAAGAACAAAACAAGUCGCCUCAGACGAGGCAUGAUGGCAGGUCCCAUAGCUAGUUCCCCCCAGGAAUCGAAUAGAAAACGUCAGACUCGACGGUUGGGAGGCCCUAAUCUUCUUCUGGCAAAUAAUGAAAACCACAAAAACAUCAGCGAUGGGCCUCUGUUGACUACUGUCCAGUCACAGAGAAUGGUUAAAGGGUUGACAGAGCUCUCCACUGCUGACCCCAUGAGAGAAAGCCAACAGCCACGGCGCAGCACACUGGGAAAAGGAUUUGAUGAAGAUGGCUAUGGGUUUGAGAGAGUAGGAAAAGACAAGCACAAGACCAGCAGAACAAAAUCAAUGACCAAUCAAAAUGUUGAUCUGCACAUGUCGGAGAUGAUUUUGGAUGACAUUGAUGAUGAUGAGGAGUUGCGUGAGCUCUCCAGAGUGUCCUGCCACUCCUCCAGUUUGCCUCCAACCACUUCUGAUAGUCAACCCAUGGACCAGCAUACUGCCAUUGCCCUGAAAGAGCUCAUCCUUGGCUCCAGCACCAGUUGUUUCAGUGCCGAGUGGAGGAGUCAGAGUUUCACUUUCUCCGAUGCACCUGAUCUGAGAUAUGGACUUGUUCAGAAGAAGGGUGGUCCUUGUGGAGUUCUGGCUUCAGUCCAGGCUUGUAUUCUGCAGAAACUUCUAUUUGAGGGGACCGGCAGCGACGCAGGGCACCAGAGAUUAAGACCCUCUGGUGCUGUGAGAACAAAGUGCCUCACUUUAGCCACUGCUGAGAUCCUGUGGAGGGCUGGGGAGGGGAAAAAAGCCACCAUCGCCAUAACAUCAGGAAGAAAUCAUUUCACCCCUACAGGACACCAUAGAUCUGAAGGAGUACUAGAAAAGAUGACAUGUAUUGAUGUUGACAAUCUAAAGGACCUUCAGUUGCUUGUGGAACAGCAUAUUCAACAGUUUGAGUCGGGAGCCUUAGGGUGUAUAUUGCUCACCAUCUCUGCUAUUCUCUCCAGAUCUAUUGACCGGGUUAGAGAGGAUAUGGAUGUCCCCAACACCACACUCAUCGGAGCCCAUGGCUACUGCACACAGGAGCUUGUCAAUUUAUUGCUGUGUGGACAGGCUGUGUCCAAUGUCUUCAACAACAAUAUGGAGCUGGAUUCAGGCAAUGGAAACCUGACCCUUCUCAAGGGAAUAAGAUGUCGCAGUGACAUUGGACUGCUGUCCUUAUUUGAACAUUAUAAUAUAUGCAAGGUUGGCUCCAACCUGAAGACUCCUAAGUUCCCUAUCUGGGUGGUGUGCAGUGAGAGCCAUUUCAGCGUGCUCUUUGGUGUGCAGGAGCUGCUGAGUGACCAGUGUGUGAUCGGGGAGUUUGACCUGUACUACUACGACGGCCUAGCCAAUCAGCAGGAGGAAAUCUGCCUAACUGUCUUUGUAGGUACCUCAGGAAUAUCUGCUGGCUGCCAAGGUGUGGACACCGAUCUCAUUCCUCCUCUUGAACACUGUAUACGGACCAAAUGGAAAGAUGCCAUUGUCAAUUGGAAUGACACCGAGCCCAUACUUUGACUGGCUAGUGGAUAGUAGGUGAUGACUGUAGAUGAGACUGGGCCUACCCCAUGGCUGAAGACACAAAAUAUACUGCUUUCUUAUUGCAAAAUAUGCCAUUUAGCAAACACUUUUAUCCAAAGCGACUUAUAGUCAUGCAUGUAUUACAGAUUAAAUAGAUUUACUUACAGUAGCUGUGCAUGGGUAAAAUCACUGGGGAAGCCAAGCCCCCCCCCCCAAAAGCCAUAUUACAACUUACUGUGUGUGUUGUGAUAAUUGCGUUGUUUGCUCUAGAACCUGUUAGUUCAUAUGCCUUGCCACUGUGAUAUAUAGGCCUAAGGCCGAGACAGUAAGAAGACAUAGUGGCAGAAUAAAUUCAACCACACCUUUGUUUAGUCAUAAAACCGGAGAGAAACCUCUGUCCGGUGGAGUCCACAAAUCAUAUUGCAUGUAGCAAACAGUUAUAUGACCUACAGCAUAAUCAAGCAAGUUAAUGUUUCUGGCUUUUUACUAAACAACUAUUGAUUUAGAACCACAGAGAGUUAACAUAAGGAGCUGCCUCCACUAUUCCAGGCACCAUUUCUACUUCAACAUUUCAACAUCAUCAAGUCAAAUCCCCUAUGUUUGGUCUAAUACAGUGACAACUAAAAGAUACCAAAAACGAUUUGGUCCAAUCAACGUAAGCUAAAUGUGAUGUGGCUGUCCAUGGUUCUGCUUUGUCUCUCUGUGUGUGCGUGCGUGCAUUCGUGCAAGUAGAAUUAACAUGUUGACUCACCCUACUUGUAGAGAAACGCCAAUGCCAUCAUCUCCUUUCAUGUCGAUGAAAUGGUCUAUGACUCUGUCAUUCAGUACACGCUUUUAGUUUUUGCUGUCCUAGGCUACCUGGCUAAAAUGCUUGCUAGCUAGCUUAACUUACUUUCAUGGGCAACAAUGCUCCAGGCCAGCUAGUUAACAUUAGACUACUAUGUCUAGCUACAUAUUGAACUUCCAUCCUCUCAGGCCAGGGGCACAAUGUAUGAAUUAAUGUUUGGAUCAUUAUCACCAUUAUAAUCAUUGGCCCGUACGGAGAAUUAAAGCUGCAUUGUGCAUUGUGUUAUAGAUCUAUCAUUCUCAUUGAAAUCAAGUCUUAAGAAGUGGUAGAUCUGUUCUAUGCGCACAUUUUUCAUGCUUCCCGGUCUUAAGUUUGGUUUUUGUGUCUCUUACUUUCGGUUUUGUACACCAGCUUCAAAUAGCUUCAAAUAUUUUUGGUUAUGGAAAAUAUAUUUCACUGCGGUUUAGAUCGUACAAUGAUUCUCUACACUAUUCUUGCUUGUUUUGUCACAUAAACUGAAAUUAGGUGAACUAUUAGACUUGAAACAACCAAGAAAUGGCAGAGCGAUUUCUGCAUAGUGCAUCUUUAAAUAAAACCACAAAUCCAAAUCCCUAUCUCCAUCCAUAGCUAAAUUGGUCCCUUUCCUAAAUUAGCCAACUAGCUAGCUAGCCACCGGAAGACAACAACAUAACGAGAUGCAACAAUUCUGUUUUUUUUCUGGCAAUUCAAUAUUAGGAAGGUAUAGUGAAAGUUGCACUAUGCAGAAAUCGCUCCGCCAUUUCCUGUUUGAUGAAAUUCUAAUAGUUACUCUAAUAUUAAUCUAUGUGACAAAAUAAGAUGGUACAGUGUAGAGAAUCAUUGUACCGUCUAAACUGUGAAAUAUAUUUUCCAGAACCCCAAAUAUUUUAUUUUCAGGUGUUUUGAAGCUGGUGUACAAAACCAGAAGUAAACAAUGCAAAAAUAAAAGUUAAGAAUGGAAAGCAUAGAAGCAUAGACUUGUUUUCAAGUUGAAUGAUAGAUUUAUAACCCACAUUUCAUGUGAAUUUGGUCAGGUCGCACAAAAAGUUACAUUUUGCCACUUUUAAAGUAAGUUACAUAUUGGCACUUUACUGUUUUGGACAGUCAGUGUAUUUGUAUUGUAUAAAACAGGGUUCUCCAACCCUGUUCCUGGAGAGCUUCAAUCCUGUCGAUUUUUCUCUCCAACCCUAAUCUAGCACACCUGAAUCAGGUUAGAGCGAAAUGGGGUCGCUCUCCAGGAACAGGGUUGGAGACCCAUGGUAUAAAAUAUAUUAUUUGUAUAAAUAUUAUUGUAUUUCAUCAACAACCACAUGUGUUGACACGAUCAUGGCGGCCAUUUUGUACAUGUAAUUUACAUUUGAAUAAUUUAGCAGAUGCUCUUAUCCAGAGUGGCUUACAGGAUCAAGUAGGAUUAAGUGCCUUGCUCAAGGUCACAUUGACAGGUUUUUUACCUAGUCCGCUCGGGGAUUUGAACCAGCGACUUUUCGGUUACUGGCACUUAACCACUAGGCUAGUCGCUGCCCCUAGGGAGCAUAAUUUAAUUUUGAAUGCCUGAAGAUGUUCUUAUAAGUGGUGCAGGAAAUGUUGAUUCAUACGUCUUAAAACAAGUCUUUACCUCAUCAUUUUUUACAUGGACAUGCCCAAUAUAAAGAGGAGUGCCUUGGAUUUGUUGUAGCCUAUGACAUGCAGCUUUCAUGACCAUCAGUCUUAAAGGUAUAGUCAGCGGUUAUUUCUUCAACAGCUAAGAGCAUCUUGCAUCUCGCUCAUCACAAUAUCAUCUGUGCGGCUUGUGGCAAUGUCAUUUAGCUCACUCUACCUUUUAAUGUAUGACAAUAUCCAUAAGGUAUUAUUAUAUUUCAAACAUUAUUCUAUUACAUGCCGUAUAUACUACAUAUCUAACCAUUUGAUGUGUAUUUUUUUACUAUAAAACAUUUUUGACUGUAGAUGUUUUAUUUGAAUGGUCAGAGUUGUAAAAUAAUUAGUUUUAUUAAUUUAAAAGUUGUGGAUCACCUGUA
Oncorhynchus kisutch (coho salmon) is the source of this 5146-nucleotide messenger RNA. It is a transcript of the gene mindy4, whose product is annotated as MINDY lysine 48 deubiquitinase 4. The transcript has 18 exons. The record is from RefSeq and is a predicted model, not a curated record. Gene Ontology annotation, molecular function: K48-linked deubiquitinase activity; cysteine-type deubiquitinase activity. NCBI's taxonomy places the organism in Eukaryota, Metazoa, Chordata, Actinopteri, Salmoniformes, Salmonidae. The coding region runs from base 158 to 2323 and encodes 721 amino acids. Gene Ontology annotation, biological process: protein K48-linked deubiquitination.